Messenger RNA from Asterias rubens (European starfish), 909 nucleotides. Its product is annotated as lymphocyte antigen 6D-like. NCBI's taxonomy places the organism in Eukaryota, Metazoa, Echinodermata, Asteroidea, Forcipulatida, Asteriidae. The transcript has 3 exons. The record is from RefSeq and is a predicted model, not a curated record. The coding region runs from base 384 to 842 and encodes 152 amino acids.
UCGAUCGAUAUACAUGAUUGUCUCAGCUCACACAACACACUGCACCGUCUCCAGCUAUAACCUGAUGAUAUCUUCCGCGAUAGCGUGUUGAUGGUGCGUCAACAAACAGCUUUUCACUGAGUUUUGACGAAUGCUCCUCCCCUAUCUAUAUAGAGUUCUCGUUUUGAGGACGAAUUGGUCUUUCUAUAGUAGCGGGAUCUGAUUAAUAUCAUCGCCGUAAAUUGAUCAAAUAUUACGGCCGAAGUGUGUACCUUGGUGCCGUGCAUGUAAUAGAAAGUGGUAUUGUUUAAAAUUAAUUGUCUCAUGAUAUUGCGAUGGUGUCUCAAAACAUAAAUGACGAGAACGUGACCACAGGAUAAGUUUCAACAGUUUAAAUUAUAAAGAUGGAGACUAACCCAUCUUCACAACGUCUUGUGGUGUGGAUGUUUAUCUUCGCAGCAACCAUUUAUUUUGCACAAGGCAAUCUCCGUUGCUAUGACUGCGAUGUUGAUUUCAAGACGAUGUCGAACCCAGACCUCAACUGCAUCCAUAACGUGAUAAAUAGCACUGGAGAUGUCAUGUAUGAGCCGAGAGAUUGCCAACCACAUGAACGCUUUUGUAAGACCCAUAUAGUCAAAGGAAACCGCGUCAUCAAAAGCUUCGAGAGAGACUGUGCAGAUACGUGCACUCCAUCCUGCGAUACCAGGGGUUUCGGGAUCGACGUGCAGACGUGUACAUUCUGCUGCGGUACAGAUGGUUGCAACAACUCCAGCAGCUCAGCACAACCUCAUACGUGGAACACGUUUGAGCUCGGGGUUGUAGCAGUGGUGGCUUAUAAGUUUGCUGGCUCUCCUUGUAAUUAAAAAACGAUGUUUUAUUUUUAAAGUCACCUGGAAAUAGAAUUUUUUUCUUUCAAACAUAAGAGUAUAU